This is a messenger RNA of Xenia sp. Carnegie-2017, 738 nucleotides long. RefSeq lists its product as uncharacterized. The coding region runs from base 304 to 738 and encodes 144 amino acids. The record is from RefSeq and is a predicted model, not a curated record. Lineage: Eukaryota; Metazoa; Cnidaria; Anthozoa; Malacalcyonacea; Xeniidae. The transcript is spliced from 3 exons.
AAUUCCUUAACGUACCUUAGAAGCGCAAUGUGAAAUGCCAAGCAGCCAUAACAAUCCGUCCGCAAAAACACGUAAGGUCAAGAACCACUCAAACAAAAGUGCCAAAUAUGAUAAGUAGAGGUAUAGACUUUCCAUUCCGGCCGUUUUGAUUUUUGUGAAAAAUCCAGCAAUACGAUAAUUUUAUGCUAAGGUACGGAGGUUGAGUUCAUUUCAACAAAAAAUCACAGCACACAGACGACGUCAUGUGAAAUUGAACAUUUUGAGGAUAGCGCUGUAUGGUCUGAUACAGAAAGCACGUCGACGAUGAGCAAUAGCAACAAUGGAUCUGACUCUCAAUGUUCAAAUGAGUUAAGCGAAAAUGAAGAAUCCGACAAUGACAAUGCAACGGAAGACGUUCAAAAUGAGAGAAAAUACAUAGUGUUUGAUAGUUGCCUGAGACAGUUAGUGAGUCAAUGCCCAUGUUGUGGUGAAAGCUGUUCCAUUGUGACCAAAACGACUGGUAGUAUGGUUAACGUACUAGCAAAAUGUCAUUGUGGUUAUGUUCGAGACUGCAAUAGCCAACCUCUGCAUGGGCGAAUGCCUUUGGGCAACUUGGUCUUUGCUUCCAGCAUCUUGUUUAGUGGUUGUAGCCCCAGCAAAGUUCUUCAAUUCUUUCGUCACUCAAGCAUACAAUUUCUGUCAGAGCACACAUAUAGCUAUAUUCAAACAGCGUAUUUGAUACCCCUGCUCAUCUUCUAG